Ctenocephalides felis (cat flea) is the source of this 957-nucleotide messenger RNA. Its product is annotated as zinc finger protein 181-like. The transcript is spliced from 3 exons. Gene Ontology annotation, molecular function: zinc ion binding. Gene Ontology annotation, cellular component: nucleus. Bases 73 to 957 code for a protein of 294 amino acids. The record is from RefSeq and is a predicted model, not a curated record. Lineage: Eukaryota; Metazoa; Arthropoda; Insecta; Siphonaptera; Pulicidae.
CAAACGUUAAUAAAGAAUUAUUAUAAUUAUAAUUAAUAUUUGUCUCUAGUUUAAUGCUUUAUUUUAUAAAUUAUGGAAGAAAUAAAAGUGACAAAUAUAUGCAGGGCAUGUAUGUGUACAGAUGGAGCAAUGAAACCGAUGUUUAUAUCUGAAAAUCUAACACCAGCCUUAGCUAAUAUGCUUAUGUCUUGUACAAAUAUCCCAAUUUCUGAAUUAGAUGGGUUGCCUGGACAAAUUUGCGAAGGAUGUGAAAUUUCAUUACACUCAGCUUUUUUGUUUAAACAACAAUGUGAAAGAUCUGAUGUAGAAUUGAGAAAAGUGUUUGGAAAUACGGAGAAUGUUUUAGAAGAUAAACAAAUCAAGGAUGAGCCUAUCACAGAACCUAUUGAUUUCGAUUUACUAAAACCUAAAAUCGAAAUUGAAAUGGAUGCUGAAGAAUUCUUAGAAGGUGUGGAAGCCACCGAUGAUUUGGAAGAAACAGAACUGGAAAUUCCCCAUAGGCGCAGGGGCAGAAAAAAAUUAACCAAUGAUUUUUCUUGCGAUAUCUGUGGAAAAAUCUUUGAUAAGCUUUAUCGUUUGCAAAGGCAUUUAAAUGUUCAUAAUUCAGAAGGAAAACCUUUUGAGUGCACAAUAUGUUAUCAACGUUUUGUUAGAGAAGAUUUAUUGAUAAGACAUAGAAUAAAACAUUCAGAAUUAAUGUCUAAAAAUUUCAAUUCUGAAGAUAUAAAAGAAAUAUAUAAGUGCUCAGAGUGUGAUAGAGUAUUCAGGAAGCAGGAGUCUCUUUCAGCACACAUGCAAAAGCACAAAAAUGAAGAACCUCAGAGUUAUGAAUGUACCGAGUGCGAAAGAACUUUUACUAAAGCAAGCCAUUUAUCACGGCAUAUGAAAAUACAUGGCAAUGUUAAGCCUCAUAAAUGUCAGUUGUGCCCAAAAUCAUUUGCUCUUGGUGGUCACUAA